CGGAAUACGAAAGAAAAGAGGGAAGGAUGAUAGUUAUCAUACAUCACUUUGAUGGCCUUUAUUUUUUGGCUUGCAUGGAAAAGUGUGGCAAUCUUUAUUGAUCCAAUUUAAUGCUUCCAACUACCCCAACACCCUUUAAUUAGCUAAGUUGCAUUAUUCAUAAGUACUAGUAGUGCUACCUAUCAUUCACCCAAUUUCUUCUCUUACAAUAAAAUCAUUUUUUAGAAAGGAAAAAAAAAAAGCCAAAAAGCCAAAAGAGAGUACAAUAUUACAUAAUGAAAACUAGUAGUACAAAUAUGGCUGGAAGUAGUCCACUACAAAAGAGAGAAUUAGAAGAUGACAAUGAAAGUAGUAGCAGUAUGAGAACAGCUGAGACUAUGCUGCGUUUGUUACCUAUGGGGCUUUGUGUUGUGGCUCUUGUUAUUAUGCUCAAAAAUCAACAAACUAAUGAUUAUGGUUCCAUUACUUACUCUGAUCUUGGAACCUUUAGGUAUUUAGUACAUGCAAAUGGAAUUUGUGCAGGUUAUUCACUUUUAUCAGCAAUUGUAGCAGUCGUACCUCGUCCCAUAACGAUGUCUAGAGCCUGGACCUUCUUCCUCCUUGAUCAGUUAUUGACAUAUGCAAUACUGGCUGCUGGAGCUGUAUCGACGGAGGUGAUGUAUUUAGCAUAUAAAGGAGAUCCAGAAGUUUCAUGGAGUGAAUCAUGUGGUUCAUUUCGAGGUUUUUGCCACAAAGCUACAGCAUCUGUGUCCAUUACUUUCAUAGUAAGCCUUUGUUAUGCAGGGCUUUCGUUGCUUUCGUCUUAUCGGCUUUUUAGCAAGUAUGAUGCACCAGUUGGAUCGUACAACAACAAAGGGGGAAUUGAGAUUGCUAACUAUUGAGAUUUUGAAACUGAUCCCUCUUUAGUUUUGGUUGUUGGUGUUGGUUUUUACUAUAUCAUGUACACGGCUAAUGCUAAUAAAUUAGAUAAUUAGGUACAAUCAAGGAUGUUGCUUUACUUUUUCUCUUCUUUUUUUCUUCGUGAAAAGGAUGUUGUUUUGUCUUGAAAUAUCAUAUCUGGUAAAUUUGUGACCUUCAAAUCAUUCUUUGGUCCCA
Molecule: messenger RNA, 1095 nt
Organism: Solanum lycopersicum (tomato)
Lineage: Eukaryota; Viridiplantae; Streptophyta; Magnoliopsida; Solanales; Solanaceae
Product: CASP-like protein 2A1
Source: RefSeq, a predicted model, not a curated record